Molecule: messenger RNA, 4417 nt
Organism: Daphnia pulicaria
Lineage: Eukaryota; Metazoa; Arthropoda; Branchiopoda; Diplostraca; Daphniidae
Gene: Khc
Product: kinesin heavy chain-like
Exons: 15
Coding region: 576-3500 (974 amino acids)
Biological process (GO): mitotic spindle organization; microtubule-based movement
Molecular function (GO): ATP binding; microtubule motor activity; microtubule binding
Source: RefSeq, a predicted model, not a curated record
GAUGUGCGAUACAGAACAGAAGAAGGUAGUAGCCCUUACGGUGUGUGUCAUUUAGUUUUCCUCUUGUAUUUCCUCUUUCUCUGGUGCACGACCAUAGCUGCAAUUUGGUUACGAGUCGUUAACGCAUCCACAUCUUACGGAUGGCAGCUUAAUUGCCGGAAGUCCGCUCGGCUUGAAAAUAUCAAGUGCAUCGGCCUCCAGCUGCUUGCUCGCACCCGUUUGGUCGUUGUGUUUUACUUUUUAGGUGUUCGAGCUUUCGAUCAAAUACGUGCAGUGCUCGCUCUUCCAACCAACAAACAAAUUGAAAUAUCUCGUCAAUUUGUUUUACGCAAAUACUGUCAGAAACAGAACAAACAUUUCUUAUCUAAGUAACAGACUAACAGAUUCGAUUGAUUUGUUUGUUGGCCAUUGGUCCUCAUACUCGCCUUGUGUGUUGGCUAGAAGAGGGUUCACGUGCCCCUCCCUCUCUCUUUCUUCCUUAAGGGCAAAUUGGCAUUGAGUCGGAACUGACGUGAAAAAAAAAGUGUUCCUACUAAAACUUUCAAGUAUUUUAAGUUAUUGAGAGCUGUGUAAUCAUGUCAGCCGAAAGAGAAGCGCCGGGAGAAGAUAGUAUUCGUGUAGUGUGUCGUUUUCGACCUUUAAACGAUGCCGAAGAGAGAGCUGGAUCGAAAUUCGUCGUCAAGUUUCCACCCGGCACUGACGACCAAUGUAUAAAUUUAGGGGGAAAAGUUUAUAUGUUUGAUAAAGUAUUCAAACCCAAUGCCAGUCAAGAGAAAGUGUACAAUGAAGCAGCAAAGAGUAUUGUAAAAGAUGUCCUAAUGGGCUAUAAUGGAACUAUAUUUGCAUACGGGCAAACAUCCUCGGGUAAAACCCACACAAUGGAAGGAGUCAUGGGAGAUCCACAUCUACAGGGUAUCAUCCCACGAAUUGUCAACGAUAUCUUCAAUCACAUCUAUGCUAUGGAAGAAAACUUGGAGUUCCACAUUAAAGUCUCUUAUUUUGAAAUCUACAUGGACAAAAUUAGGGAUCUUCUUGAUGUAUCUAAAGUCAAUUUGAGUGUGCAUGAAGAUAAGAAUCGCAUCCCUUAUGUAAAGGGUGUAACAGAAAGAUUUGUUACAAGUCCUGAAGAGGUAUUUGAAGUGAUUGAAGAAGGAAAAGCUAAUCGACACAUCGCUGUAACAAACAUGAAUGAGCACUCCUCUAGGAGCCACUCAGUUUUCCUAAUUAACGUAAAACAAGAAAACUUAGAAAAUCAAAAGAAACUAUCGGGUAAACUUUACCUUGUCGAUUUAGCUGGAAGUGAGAAAGUGAGCAAAACAGGUGCUGAGGGAACCGUCUUGGAUGAGGCAAAAAAUAUUAACAAAUCCUUGUCGGCAUUGGGAAAUGUCAUAUCUGCAUUGGCCGAUGGAAAUAAAUCUCACAUACCUUACCGUGAUUCAAAAUUGACACGUAUUCUUCAAGAAUCAUUGGGUGGUAAUGCCAGAACGACAAUUGUUACUUGUUGUUCUCCAGCGUCAUUCAAUGAAUCGGAAACUAAGACUACUCUGGACUUUGGCCGAAGAGCAAAAACUAUUAAAAACGCCGUCACAGUAAAUGAAGAACUUACUGCCGAAGAAUGGAAACGCCGCUUCGAAAAAGAACGCGAGAAGGCUCAACGCUAUAAAACAAAAUUGGAGAUUGCCGAAGCAGAACUCACUCGUUGGAGAUCUGGCGAAUCUGUUGGGCAAGAAGAACAAGUUAAUCUUCGAGAUGCUAUGGACGUAUCUACCAUCAGUGUUGACCUGACUCCUGUGGCACCGGUUGCUCCCGUUUUGCCACCUGUUCUUGCUGCCCCUGCCGUUCGAGCUGAUUGGGAUUCUGAGCGUGAAAGACUGUACCAACAGUUGGAUGAUAAGGAUGAAGAAAUAAAUCAGCAAAGUCAGUUAGUGGAAAAGCUUAAGGAACAAAUGAUGGAACAGGAGGAACUUAUUGGUGCUACCCGCAGAGAUUAUGAAUCGCUACAACAAGAAAUGAACCGCAUCCAGGCUGAAAACGAAUCAGCAAAAGAAGAAGUCAAAGAAGUUUUGCAAGCUUUAGAAGAAUUGGCAGUUAAUUACGAUCAGAAGUCUCAGGAAGUGGAAGCUAAGAACCGCGACAAUGAAACAGUCACUGAAGAGUUAUCUCAACGUCAAAGCCAGCUUAACAGCACUAUGUCUGAACUAGCACAGGUGAAAGACACAUCUGCCCAUCAGCGUCGAAAACUCAACGACUUGUUAACUAGUUUAUUCAAAGAUUUGAAUGAGAUGGGCGUGGCAUUUGGGGCUGAUUUAAAGUCUUCGCUGCAACCAUUUGAUUCUAAUAGUAGCAAGUCAGAGGAGGAGUUCACUAUGGCUAGAAUAUAUGUAUCCAAGAUGAAAUCGGAGGUGAAAAACCUUGUUCAACGCUGCCAGACUUUAGAAUCUUCCCAAAGUGAAUCUUCCAAAAAGAUGGACGAAUCGGAACGUGAACUGGUGGAUUUGCGUCUCUUGAUAACCCAACAUGAAGCGAAAAUGAAAGCGCUUCAAGAGAACAUGAAGGAGGUAGAAAACAAGAAGCGUAAUCUUGAGGAAGCAGUGGAUUCCUUGAACGAAGAGUGUGCUAAACUUAAAGCUGCCGAACAAAUGCAAGCCGUAUCCACUAUAGACAAGGCAGCUGAACAAGAGCAAGCUCUUUUGAUCAAGGGAGCGCUUGAGCAACAACUAGAUCAACACAGAGAAGCUCAUCAGAAACAGGUGGCAAUGUUGCGUGAUGAGAUCACGGACAAACAAACAGUCAUCGAAGACUUGCGCGAUUCCAAACGAGAACUGACGCUCAUCCACGAGCAACUUGUUCGUGACCAUGAACGGCUUAAACAAGAGGAAUCGGAUAAGAGUCACAAACUUCACGAGCUUCUCGGUGCAAAUGAGCGUCGUGAACAAGCUAGACAAGAUUUGAAGGGUUUGGAAGAGACGGUUGCCAAAGAACUUCAAACAUUACAUAAUUUGCGCAAGCUCUUUGUGCAAGAUCUACAAUCGCGCGUUAAAAAAUCAUUGAGUGGGGAGGAACCGGAAGAUGGAGGCGGUUCCCUGGCACAGAAACAAAAGAUCAGUUUCUUGGAGAAUAAUCUAGACCAAUUGACUAAAGUUCACAAGCAACUGGUUAGAGAUAACGCUGAUUUACGUUGUGAAUUGCCCAAACUUGAAAAACGUCUUCGAGCAACGAUGGAACGAGUAAAGGUGUUGGAAGCAGCUCUCAAAGAAGCGAAGGAAGGUGCUAUGCGUGAUAGAAAACGCUAUCAGUAUGAGGUAGAUCGCAUCAAGGAAGCAGUCCGACAAAAGAACUUGGCUCGUCGAGGUCAUGCUGCUCAAAUCGCUAAACCGAUUCGCGCUGGUCAGCAUCCUCACCAGCAAGCAACUAAUCAGCCAACGGCAAUCGUGGCACCUUCAAUGGCUGUCCCCAAACGCAUCCUAAGUGCCGGAGCUCAACCGAGAAAUGAUAGCUAAACGUUUGUUUUGCAUGUUCUGAUAAGCAGCCUCAACGCAUACUCGUAAUUGAUUUCCAUCCUACACAUUGGUUAAAGGUAUUUGGUAAAUCGUCGGUGCGGUUAAGUCUUCAGGAAAUCGCAGCGUCAAGAACGUUCCGUUAAAAGAAUGUUUUCGCCUAUAUUUAAUGCACGCACUUUUGGGGCCAUUGCUUUUCUAUUUCAAGGAAUCACAGCAAAACACUGCACGGCACUUGAAAACGGCAAUCCCUAAGUUACAAUAGCUAGCAAAUAUCCAGUGAUCCUCUUUAUCCAACCGCAGAUAUCCCCACUACAGUAUAACAGUCAGCUGGUACUUCUUGUUGAUUUAUUCCGGUUCAUGUUCCGUUAAUUUAGUUUUUUUUUUUUUUUUUUUUUCAAUUGUGUUUGGGGCAGCAAUAUUUCUUUUCCUCUUUUCUCACUUUUCACGGUCGAUACCAAAGAAAGCCGGGAAAGAAAUUAUAUGGCUGAUAUCGCUGAAUUCAAGAAAAUGGCCUUCUAUAUGAUUUUCCUGCACCCAUUAUUUCGUUGUACUUGCCGAUCUAUCUUUUACGGGGUCUUUCCCAAUGUAUGCUAAGUAUUCCUUAAGACACCUAGGUUUAAUUUGCAGUAAUUAAGAAAUAAGAUAAGUCAAUCGUACGAAAAAGGGUUAUCUUAUAGCAACUGAUUCGAACAUUUAAAAAUUUCUCUCAUACCCUCCCAAUCCCCAAACAUUUCUUUCCACCACUUUUCCUCCAUCAAACUUGAUCUGUCUUCUAGGAUCUUGGCGUAUGUUUUCUCUUGAUUGCUCCUCGAUUCAAAUACCUCUUCUUUCAAUUCUGUUUUCACCUGUGUUGUCAUUGAAUUCGCCUUUGGUGUAAAUAGAAUUUUGCUUGGCUCGAUGGACGAGCUACUAUCAUU